Candida tropicalis MYA-3404 is the source of this 4104-nucleotide messenger RNA. RefSeq lists its product as uncharacterized. The record is from RefSeq and is a predicted model, not a curated record. Gene Ontology annotation, biological process: mitotic spindle assembly; astral microtubule depolymerization. The transcript has a single exon. Gene Ontology annotation, cellular component: mitotic spindle midzone; spindle microtubule; microtubule organizing center. The coding region runs from base 1 to 4104 and encodes 1367 amino acids. NCBI's taxonomy places the organism in Eukaryota, Fungi, Ascomycota, Pichiomycetes, Serinales, Debaryomycetaceae. Gene Ontology annotation, molecular function: microtubule binding.
AUGCUGAACUCAAAACAUCAUCUUAAUAAUAUUUCCCCGAUUGAAGUAUUCGAUAUCAUGUCAUCAUCAAAUGUUCCCGAUGAAAGCAAACUAGCACAUAUUCAAAAUUUAAAAACUCAUAUCAAGAAAGAUACCAUUGAUCUAAGAAAUGUUGAUAUAUAUUUACAAAUUAUAUGCAAAGGUUUAGAACAAUCAAAUCCAAAUAUAUCAUCAAUCAGUUUUAACUCGUUAUUUUAUCUAAUUAAACGAAUCAAUGUUCAAGAUAGUAGUGGUGCCAUUUUGGAACGACAAAGUUUUUUAAUUUUACCAAUUUUAAUUAAUAAACUCGGCGGCACAUCUUCUUCUUCAAGUGGCGGUAGCAUUAGUCUGGCUAAAAAAUCGUUAGAAGAUUAUUGGUUAUCUAGCGCUGAAUCAGUUGAGGAAGCCAUUCUGGAGAUUUCUUUUACUACAACAAAUGUUAAAAUAACCAUCGAAUCAAUAAAUUGGAUGACUCAAGUAUUCAAAAAUAUAUCUUCAAAAUUUAAUAUUUCCAAAUUUAUUCCAAAAAUAUUAAAAUCACUAAAGCAAAAUUCACAUAAUCAAGACCUUUUUAAUGCCAUCCAGGAAUUAUUUUCGGCUUAUCUGAACAGACACCCUUCAGCUAAUGAUGAAUUACAAAGAGCAAUAGAACUGUAUCUGUUCCCUUCUAUUGUUAUUGAAAGACUACUUAAUAAGCCUAUUAACAAGGAACCAAUACUGAGAAGUCUGGAAACAGAUGUUACUAUGGAUACUGAAGUUACAAACUACCCCCAUAGUACAUUGGAAACAACAUUGACAAUUCCAAAAGAUAACAGUUAUGAAGCAGAAUUAACUGAAUUUCUAAGCAAGGUGAAUUACAAAAUGGAUAGUUCAAUUAAAGCAAUUCAUAUACAAGAUUCCCAUAGUUUAUUCUCGACGUUCGAUAUUUUCGCUCCAUCAUUUGAAGGGAAAGAAACAGAAUCAAAUUGGAAAAUCAGAGAGAAGAACAUUAUACAAAUGAGAUCAAUCAUUCGUGGGAAUGCUCCUCAGGAUUUCCAAUCUGAAUUAAUUCAAUGUUUACAAAAUUCAAAUAUUGGUAUUUGUAAAGCAACAAGUUCAUUACGUACAACAUUGAGUUCCAAUGGGUGUCAAUUUCUAAAAGAAUGUGCCAUUAUCUUGAAGUAUUCAUUUGAGGCCGUUGCUGAGAAUAUUUUUCCAACUUUAAUUAAACUUUGUGCAUCUACUAAGAAUAUUGCAUCCACAAAUGCAAACAUGGCUGUCUGUUCAUUAUAUGCAAAUUUACCAUAUACCCAAAGAAUGGUGCAACGAAUUGUUACUGCAUCAGAGGAAAGAAAUCAUCAACCACGAUCAUAUUCACUAAUCUGGUUACAUAUCAUUUUUUUAAGAAUUAGAAUUGACCAUCGUUAUAUUGGUAACCAUGAGUUGUUCUUUUUUGAAGCAGCAAAUAAAGUGUUUAUGAAGUUGUUAAAAGAUGCUAAUCCUAAUGUUCGUCAAGUUGCAAAAGAAUGUUAUUGGUGUUUUACAAGAGUGUAUCCUAGUGAAGCAGAGAAGUUGUUGAAAAAGUUGGAGCCUAAUAUAGUUCGAGCUUUAGAGAGAUCACAAAGAGAAAGUGGUGGGUCAGGGAUUGGACCAAUUAAAUCAUUCACCAGUCGUCCAUCACGUCCAUCUAUAAAAGAAGCUAUAAUGGAGAAGAAUAAAGAAUUAAGACAAAGAAGACCACCUUCUAGAAAUUCAGCCGAGACAAGUGCUAUUUCAAGAAAUCCGUUACCUUUGCCAAAACCACCAAGAAGUAAAACACCUACUUCACGCUUGGAGAAAUCAUUGGUUAGACCAGCUGAGAAACCACAACCACCAGCUUUAAGGGCUGCUAGUUGGACUCAACCAACUCAAUCUAGUCUCCUUGCUGCUGCUACUACUUCUACUACUUCUUCUUCUACUGCUGCUGCUGCUAGCACAGCAUCUGCGGCUGUUUUGCGGCCAAAACAACGUGAACGUAGUAAAACUGAAGUGUUGAAGAAAUCACCAAUAAUUGAUGCAAAGCCGACCAGAGUAAAUGGACAUAGGCCGUCUAAAUCUAAUAGCGAUAUUGAGAUGCCAGUAUUUGAUAAAGGUAAUGACCCAAUGAUUAAUUUCUUGGGUUCUGAUAAUACAUCAUUGAUUUCGGAAGGUGUUAAUUUGUUAAAAUAUGCAAUUAUUGGUGGAGAAAUCAUUUCAAAUGAAGUUAAUGGAUUACUAAAGAAUAUUUCUGAACGACAUGUGAUGUUAUUAAAACCAUUAUUUAAUGCUAAUGAUGAAGUUUUUAAGAAGUCGGGUAAGCUUUUAAAUCCUGAUGAUUUCUUGAGAGUUUGUACUUUGAUCUUUCCUGAUUUAGAUGUUAAAACUUUUGAUUUGAUUAUUGCCACUAUUGAAUUGGACUCAUUUUAUAAAGCAAGUUGUAAUUUAUUAACUUGUAUUUCUGAUCUUCCAAAUAUUCCUGGCAGUCAUGCUUUGGUUAUGCAAAUACUUAAUAAUAAAUUGGAAAUUACCAAGGUUAUUUUACAAGGAUUACUGAUUUCAUUAAGUAAAUUACCAAUUGCUGAUCUUUCCUUUGAAAAGGUUUUCCAAGAAUUAACGAGAUUAAUUAUUCUGUUGAAAGGCACUGAUAAUUUCCAGUUGUUGAGUCAAUUAUUCCGUCAACUUUAUACUAUUGAUAGUGGUAAAUUUGGUUUGUUAUUAGAAGAUGUUGAAAUUAAACAACGUGAAGAAAUUGCCACUAUUGUGGGAAUUGAUAAUUCAAGAGGUAAGAGUUCAACAGUUUCAUUUAAUAAGAACAUUGAUGAUAUGACUGAAGUUAAAAGACCAACUGGCGGAUUUAAUAGUCCGUCCAAGAAACCAAUCACCAAUGAUUUUACUAUGAUUUUGGCUAAAAGAAGUGAAUUAUUACAUGGAUCAAGUGAUUCCAUGGUUCGACCAAAAUUACUGGAUAUAAAUGAUAGUUUUGCUAGACCAAAUCUGAAACCUUUAAGAGGUUUAUCACCCCUUCGUCCGGGAACUGAUCAAUCGGAUAUGUUGAUUGAUGAAUUUUCUAAUGUAUCUAUUACUGAAGAUGGUAGUAAAUCAAGUCCAAUGAAAAAUAAAGACAAGAACUCGUCGCCAUCUGUGAAUAAUGAUAAUUUGAAACAUAUCAUGGAAAAGAUAGAUCCGUUUAAGUCAAUGUCUAAUAAAAUGAGAAAAAUAUCUAUAUUUGAAGAUAAUAAAACUAAAGAAAGAAAUUGGUCAUCUUUACAAUAUUCCAGGAUUCAAAGAAGUGGAGCCCAUGGCAGUACUACUGGACCUGCAACAACAACAACAGCAACUACGACUACUCAUCAUCAUCGUCAACAUGUGCUUAAUCAAUUUCAGUUGAAUAAAGAAGAUUUUGAACGGAAUUGUAAAAACUUGUCUGAUGUUCCUAAUCAAUCUAAUGUUUUAAAAGUCACGGCAAUUUUAGAUAAUUUAAAUGCUAGUGAUUAUGAAUUUAGAGAAUAUUUUAUGAAUAAAGGUAAAGUUAAAUUAGAAUCAUCAAUAUGGGUAUUUUUUGAAAAGAUUGAUAUUUCAAAUCAACAACUGUUGUUAUUAAAUGGGUUAUAUUUAUUGAAACAAUUGAUUAGAUUUAAUGAUUCAUUAAAUAGCUUUAAAUUGUUUCAAUUACUUCAAAGAACAUGUAAAGAUGAAGAAUUGGAUAGUGAGAUGUUUUUCAUUUGGAAUGAAUUGUUAUUUAGUAUUAAUCAUGAAAAUAUUGUACUUGAAAUGGAGGAGAUUUUAUUGAAAUAUUUGGAAUCAAAUGAAAAAAAUUUAAUAAUUUCAAGUUUAUGUUUAAAUUAUUUAUCUAAAUUAUUAAUUGAAGAUAAAAAUUUAAAUCUGGUUAAACUUUAUCGAUUAGAUAAAAUAUUAGGAGGAUUAUUUAACGAAGAAGAAGUUAUGUUUAGAAAAUCAUCAGUUGUUUGUUUUAGUAAUUUAUUUAAGAAUGAUAAUUUAUCAAAUCAGACUAAAGAAACUUUGAAUAAAUUAAAAUCCAAAUAUCCAAUUUCACAACAACGAUUGAUUGAAUUUUAUAUCAAGAGAUGA